Molecule: messenger RNA, 1299 nt
Organism: Chara braunii
Lineage: Eukaryota; Viridiplantae; Streptophyta; Charophyceae; Charales; Characeae
Source: the annotation of a GenBank genome assembly
GCGUCUCGGCCAUCCUGUGUUUUCCCGUGGUAGACACUGGGAAUUCCGUCGACGGCCAUAGCUACGAGCAGAACACGUUGUCCCAAGUGCCGAGAGAGAGAGAGAGAGAGGCACGAAACAGGCGAAGGGCGACAUCGCUCCGCACGUGGGUGGAAGAUAAGGCGCCAGCGAGGGCAGGGGAGAGCACGUCUGCGUAACGUGACGGGAGGUGACGGGGAGGGCGCGCGGGCGGAAAUUCGACGCGGAGAGAGAGAGAGAGAGAGAGAGAGAGAGAGAGANAGAGAGAGAGAGAGAGAGAGAGAGAGAGAGAGAGAGAGAGAGAGAGAGAGAGAGAAUUGGGCUUUCAAGGCGAUAGAGAGCGCGAGGUUCUUGAGAGAUGUCGCGCGCGGCGGUAACGAAAUUGCGCGGGGUUGUGAGCCGGAUCCUUGCCGCCCCGCGAGGGUCGGUUACUGUUUCUCCUCCUGUACCCUUUCCGCAGCUUUCCGCUGCCAGCGGUGUAAGCAGUAGCGGUUCCGGCGCAAGGGUGAGCGCAUCGGCCAGCGGAUGUCAUGCGCGCGCUUUAUCGACGGCUGCGUUUUCUGGUCGUUCUUUCUGGACAGCAGGGGGAUGUCGUCUCGCGGCCGUUGUUGCUGACAAUUCUUCCACCUCUGACGAGUCAAACCACAUCGAGAGGGAGAUGACCGGUUUGGAGAGGGAGGAACUUGAAGGCGAAUUGACAGGAAAGAAGAGGUUCGAUCUGGAGCCGCCACGUGGGCCUUUUGGAACGAAGGAGGCGCCAGCCAUCAUCGAGUCGAAAUUCGAGUGGCGGAUUGUUGGGUGUUCAGGAGGGGUGGGUGAGGAGGAACACGACGUGGUGUGGUUUGAGUUGAAGAAAGGCCAAAAUUAUGAAUGCCCAGUUUGCUCUCAGGUGUUUCAAUUGAAGACCAUUCCUGAUGCGGCGGGCGGUCACUAAGCAAUUCUGCUCUUUUUUUUUUUUCACGUCGUGAAUGGCCAGUUUGCUCUCAGGUGUUUCAGUUAAAGACUAUUAUAUGUGAUAUGGCGGGCGGCCACCAAGUAAUUGUGUGCAUUUUUUGUCGUCCAAAACUUGCAGUGUGUCUGUAAGAAAGAGCGGGAGAGAACGCGGCAACGGGGUCUUAAUUAAGAACCCUCCACUUGUCAACGACCUACCCAUCUAGUGGUCAUAAAGCCAGCCGGUAUAUACUCUUGCGGUUUGUGGUGAGGAGAGGCAUUCAAGAGACACGAUGUAUGAGGGGUCAGUAGUGUUCAUGUAAGAAGGGAUGCUGAGCGAUUGCACAUUCU